AAAUAAUAGUAAUUACAAAAAAAUAUAUUUCUACACAAUUUUAAAGUACCUGAAACUGUUACCUUUAAAGUUAAAUAGAACUUUUGUUAAGCUGGGUAAACUGUGGUGUAUAUUUAAAGAUUAUCUUUUUGCCAAAAUGGGUCCACCAAAUUCUACCACCGUCAACGGUUCGGAGUUACCGCCCAAAACUACCGAACGCUGUGAAGCACCUCGUGAGCUAAAAGGCAUACGCAAAUGGCUAAGUGAGAAUCUGAUGUUGCUGGUCACGCUGUCCGGUGUUAUGCUGGGAGUGAUAUUGGGUUUCUCACUACGCCCCCUGCAGCUGCAUGAGGACUCCAUAAUGCUGAUUUCAUAUCCGGGUGAAUUAUUUAUGCGUGUCCUGAAAUUAAUGAUUUUACCGUUGGUCAUCUCGAGUCUCAUUGCCGGUUCGGCAAGUUUAAAUGCACGCAUGAAUGGUAAAAUUGCCCUGCGGACCUUGGUAUACUUUGCCACCACCUCGCUGAUGAAUGCAGCCUUGGGCAUUGCAUUGGUGCUACUAAUACACCCCGGAGAUCCAGAUUUACAUAACAAUAUAGAUCGUUCCACAGAUAAAAGGGCUGUGAAUUUAUUGGAUAGUUUGUUGGAUUUGGGAAGGAACGUCUUCCCCGACAAUCUAUUCCAAGCCUCAUUUCAACAAGCGCACACUGUUUAUCUGCCUAAACCCUCCAUUUCGAAUACAUUCAAUGAAACCUUCAAUGAAACUAGUCUCGUAGAUGUAGACGCCGGCGUAGAUGCCCAACGACAGGACGCAGAGCCGACAUUGAUACGUGUUAUCCAAUAUCGUAGCGGCACCAAUACCCUGGGCAUUGUCUUCUUCUGUUUAGUCUUUGGCACAUUCCUUGGUACAAUCGGCGAAAAGGGCCAGGUGGUGGUGGAUUUCUUUUCGGCCAUUUUUGAGGUUGUCAUGAAAAUGGUCACCUGUGUUAUGUGGCUGACGCCAGUCGGUAUCAGUUCGGUGAUAGCUGGCAAAAUUCUGAGUGUCGAUGAUCUGCAUAUGGUGAUGGCUCAGCUGAUGUGGUUCAUACUGACGGUGACCAUUGGUGUGGUGCUGUAUCAGUUUGUGAUAAUGCAAGUCAUCUAUUAUAUUGUUGUGCGUCGCAAUCCAUUCAAAUUCUAUGCUGGAUUAAUACAAGCCAUGCUGACCGCAUUUGCGACAGCUUCAACUGCCGCUGCACUUCCUGUGACAUUCCGUUGCAUGAACGACAAGUUGCGUGUGGAUCAACGCAUAACUCGCUUUGUUCUCCCAAUUGGCUGUAACAUCAACAUGGACGGCACGGCUCUCUUCAUUUCGAUUGCUUCGAUUUUUAUUGCCCAGAUGUCCGGCAUGACAUUGGGUUUUGGUGAAAUUGUCACUGUGUUGUUGACAUCGACUGCGGCUUCUAUGAGUUCGGCAAGUGUUCCAAGUGCUGCUUUGGUUUUGCUACUGGUUGUAUUGACGGCUAUCGAUGCUCCCGUGCAGGAUGUCACAUUGUUGUUCGCUGUCGAUUGGUUUGUGGAUCGUAUUCGCACCACCAACAACAUGCUGGGUGAUUGUUAUACCGCCGCCAUUGUUGAGGAGUUAUCUCGCAAAGAGUUGAUGGCUCUGGAUGCAGCUAUUCUAUAUCAGGAAAUUCCCAUCAGCACGCCAAAUGGUCAUGUCAGCUUGGAGGGACAAACUGAAUUGGACAGUACUUGCACCAUGCCGGAUGCCGUUAUCGUCGACAUGAAUGCGGUCAUUAAUAAAGUCCAACAACAGCAGCAGCACCAACAACAACAACACCAACAUCCACAUCAUCAAAAUGGUCAUGCUAAUCAUAAAAUAUAAGCAGAA
Molecule: messenger RNA, 1849 nt
Organism: Musca vetustissima
Lineage: Eukaryota; Metazoa; Arthropoda; Insecta; Diptera; Muscidae
Gene: Eaat2
Product: excitatory amino acid transporter
Exons: 7
Coding region: 137-1843 (568 amino acids)
Biological process (GO): L-glutamate transmembrane transport
Cellular component (GO): plasma membrane
Molecular function (GO): neutral L-amino acid transmembrane transporter activity; L-glutamate transmembrane transporter activity; glutamate:sodium symporter activity
Source: RefSeq, a predicted model, not a curated record